UCUCUCUCUCUCUCUCUCUCCCUCCGGUGCGCGCGGUGAAUGAACGGGCCUCUUUAACAUAUUCAGACCAACGUCAUCGGCUGAAGGUGGAUCACGCCGUGCAGCCUUUUCUAUAAAACCCCCCCGCAGCCCGCUCGCUGUGGAGGAACAGUCGCCGGGGUUCGGGCAGAGAAGGCGAGAAGGACAAACUGUUUCAAAGCGCACGGAUUUAUCUCGCCGCUGACAAAAGAGCUGUUCAAGAGUUUACCUGGGGGAAAGGAAAAGGAAAAAAAUAGAAGAAACUGGACGGAGGGGAAGAAUUACGCACGGCCGAGUUUUGAACGGAACAGAAGCGCCUUUUACGCACAGACAGAGGUGGAUGCUGGGAAGCGGACCCUCACGUUGGAGAUGUUACCCCUGCCACAGUUCGGGGUCCUGUCGGCCCUGACCACCACGCUCACCUCGGUCCUAUCCGCGCUCUUGCUGCUGGCGCUGACCCGGCAGCUGUGGAGCCUCCGCUGGAGCCUGACCCGGGACAAAGAGAGCAGCCUGCCGCUGCCGAAGGGCUCCAUGGGCUGGCCAUUAGUCGGAGAGACUUUCCACUGGCUUUUCCAGGGUUCCAACUUCCACAUCUCGCGCAGAGAGCGUCACGGCAACGUAUUUAAGACCCAUCUCCUUGGAAAACCUGUCAUCCGGGUGACGGGUGCAGAAAACAUCCGCAAGAUCCUGCUGGGCGAGCACACCCUGGUGUGCACCCAGUGGCCCCAGAGCACCCGCAUCAUUCUAGGACCCAACACCCUGGUCAACUCCAUCGGAGACCUGCACAAGAGGAAGAGAAAAAUCCUGGCUAAAGUGUUUAGCCGGGGGGCUCUGGAGUCCUACCUGCCCCGGCUGCAGGACGUCGUCAAGUCCGAAAUCGCCAAGUGGUGCUCGGAGCCUGGCGCCAUCGACGUUUACGGCGCCGCCAAGGCCCUGACGUUUCGCAUCGCCGUCAGAGUCCUGCUGGGUCUGCAGAUGGAGGAGGAGCGCACCGUCUACCUGGCCCAGAUCUUCGAGCAGCUGAUGAACAACCUCUUCUCGCUCCCCAUGGACGCUCCGCUCAGUGGGCUACGCAAGGGGAUAAAAGCCAGGGAAAUCUUGUACGCCAACAUGGAGAAAAUCAUCGAGGAAAAGAUGGCGCGGCAGCACGCAGAGGAGGAGUACCACGACGCCUUCGACUACAUAAUGUUGAGCUCCAAAGAGCAUGGCCAUCAGCUCAGCAUCCAGGAGCUCAAGGAAACAGCGGUAGAGUUGAUCUUCGCUGCUCACUCCACCACAGCCAGCGCCUCCACAUCGCUAAUUCUUCAGCUUCUUCGCCAUCCAGAGGUGGUGGAGAGGGCCAGGGUCGAGCUGGAGGCCGAGGGCCUGGGCUGCGAAUCCCCCAGCAGUCCCAGCCCGCUGCCGGCUGUCGCCAUGGAAAAAGAGGAGGACACAGAGACAACCUGCCUGCUGAACGGCGGCUGUCAAAAUCACAGCGAUGGUUUCCCAUAUUCCCAGUCUCACGUGCCGUAUCUGAGCCUGGACAAGCUGAGCCAGCUCCGCUACGUCGACUGUGUUGUCAAAGAGGUUCUCCGCUUCCUGCCGCCAGUCUCGGGGGGUUACCGGACCGCCCUGCAGACAUUUGAAUUAGACGGCUACCAGAUCCCCAAAGGCUGGAGUGUAAUGUACAGCAUCCGGGACACCCAUGAGACCGCAGCGGUCUUCCAGAGCCCGGAGCUGUUUGAUCCAGACCGGUUCGGCCCAGACCGGGAGGAGGGUCGGUCGGCUCGGUUCAGCUACGUGCCGUUCGGCGGCGGCGUGCGGAGCUGCGUAGGGAAAGAACUGGCACAGAUCAUCCUAAAGACUCUGGCUGUGGAGCUGAUCGGGACUUGCAAAUGGACUCUGGCCACGGAGAACUUCCCCAAGAUGCAGACAGUGCCGAUAGUGCACCCGGUAAACGGGCUGCACGUGCAUUUCGCUAACUUGCGUAAGUAAUUUAACUUUCAACGUGCUUCUGGAAAAAACUCUCCAAGCCCAAGAAAGGGGGCACAAGCAACAUACGGGGCCUGAGGGCACAGUUUAGGCGCCCUUAUCUUUUCCAUGGACAUGAAUGAGGGGUUCUGUUCUGCAGCGUAUCGUUUCCCAGCAAUUAUUUAAAUGCAUUUUUUUAAGUUAUUCUUGUACGUGAAUAACUCUUAAAAGAGUUGCAGUGCAAAAAGCAGCAUUCUUCUUCUUUAAUUCUUCUUCAUUCUUCUAUAUAUAGUCUUUCUUUUACAGAAGGUCAGUGUUCGCCCUGCUGAACGGACUGCAUGAAUAAGUUACAACAGCAAAUGUUUCUAUUGGGAGCUAAAAAACAAACAUGUCAGGGCCUCAUUAACAGACUUUAGGCACAUUUUUCUUACCUGAAGACACACAACACAUCCACUGUAUGACAGAAUAGAAAGACUUUCUAUGAAGCCAGCUUUGCUCCAACUCUGAUGAAGCCAAGGGACAAAGAUGCAGCGUUUUAAAAUCCACUUUUAUAUUUUGUACAUCUUAGUAGCUUUUACAUCAAUGUGUAUUAGUAAGUACAUAUCCAAGGGCUAUGCAUGCUGACAUGAGUCAUGAGUAUUUUAAUCUACUUAAAUUUACAAAACCUUUAAGAUUCACGAUAAGAUUUUUCACACAAAAAAAAAAAAAAAUCUUCUAGUCUAGCGACAGAAGUGGGGAAAUCACCUUCAAUGACUGUGUUUUGUGUUCUUUUCUUGUUUAAAAGUUCAAGUUUUUUCUAUUUACAUCUUGUUACGAGGGUUGGGUGCCGAAACCUAUGCUAAUACGGCACCGGUGCCUUAACCAUCGGUAUCUACCUGACGGAAUGGCAAUGCAGAUUUCGUUGCCUCAUUUCGGUGUCACUUUAACGCCCGCGCUGCUCUCUGAUGCUCCGAAACACACGUUAGAAGCAACAGAAGCGUUGCUGAACGUGACUCGUGUUAAUACUACACUUGGCAGUAGGCAACAUUAGCCUAGCGUUAGCCUACCGUUAGCUAGUAGCUGAAAUAGACAGAGUCAAACGGUGUAGAGUGUGACUGUAUUUCACUGGAGAAGAUUCCAACACCAGCACGUUCAACAGUCAACGGUGUGUUUACUUGAAACUAGUAAGCCUCGAGGUGCAUUCAAAGUUAUCGGUAAAGACCCUUUUCCCAUUCAGUGGUAGUUUUUGUAGUUUUACCAGCAAUUUACUGGUGAAGUGAGUAAGGUUAAAGAUUGUUUUUGGGCUUUUCCACUUUUAAUGGACAGGACAAUUAGGUAAGAAAGGGUAGAAAGAGAGAGAGAGGGAGGACAUGCAGGAAAUCUUUACAGGUCAGACUCGAACCCUUGACCUCUGUGUCAAGGCAAAAGCCGCAAAGUGUAUGUGCGCCUGUUCUGCCCACUGUCUCACCCCGGCCGCACGUUUUUACAUUUUUAAUAAAACAUUACAUUUUCACUAUAUGGCAUUUUCAAUGUCUGCGAUUGUGGUUUUAUGUACUUCCUUUAUUUAUUUUUUUAGUAACGUUUUUGCACCAGUUUCGCAUAAAACCCAGACGAUACCCAACCCUACUCAUCACCUGGUCUUGCCUUUCUAAACGGCCUGUAAGCAAGCCUGCCAGCUCUGUGGAGAUCAUAAUAAUAUGUUGAAUCAUAAUGUGACAGCUCUCAUUAGAAGCAGAAUACAGUCAGAUUUGCAGUGAUCUGCAGUGGGAAAAGGUCUUGAAACCUUUGGGAAAACGUUGGAGACAGGAGAGACUGGACUCAUCCAGAUGGCUUAGUCGUGAUGUCUAGCAAUGGUCUCCACCACUAAAACAUCACAAAAAGGUCAAAAUACAUUCAAACUGUUCUAUUUUUUGAACAGGAAUGAUAAAUAUAUCCAGUAUAACAGUGCUAUUAUGUGUGUAUCAAAUGAAGUAGCAUUAUGAAUAAGCUGUAUUUAAACUGCAAAUGUAUACUUUUUGUUGUACUUUUACUCUAUCUGUAACAAUAUUUGCUGUAAUUAAGAAUAGAUAGACACUAACCUGUAAUGUAAAGGAUGGUUGAUUCUGUUUCACAGCUAGAACAUAGAGAUCUUCCAUUGUUUAGAGCAGCAUAUAUAGAGAGUAACGUUAUUAUUAUUAUUAUUGUUAUUAUUGGUCUAAUUUUAGGACUGUUUCUGUCUUGGUUUUGAAGCCUAAUAGACGCGCUGUGAAAUCGUACGUAUGGGUGGAUUCGUGGAAGGAGAUAGCACUUUCUCCGCUUUAAGGAGUCUGUAUAUAUUUGUCCUGUUUAUGCAUUCAUUGAGUGUAUCAGAUGUAGCUGCUGUACAGUUGUAUGGAAAGAGUAAAUUAGAAGAUGAAAAACAA
Molecule: messenger RNA, 4349 nt
Organism: Etheostoma spectabile (orangethroat darter)
Lineage: Eukaryota; Metazoa; Chordata; Actinopteri; Perciformes; Percidae
Gene: cyp26c1
Product: cytochrome P450, family 26, subfamily C, polypeptide 1
Biological process (GO): sterol metabolic process
Molecular function (GO): monooxygenase activity; iron ion binding; heme binding
Source: RefSeq, a predicted model, not a curated record